GCAAACAAUGUUUCUGCAAUGAUAAAAGAAGCUGGCCCAGUAACCUGGCGAUUAAUUGAUGUUCAAUUUUGACGGCGCUGGACUAAAAAGAUAUCUUUGCAAAUGAAGGUCGUGAAAAUACAGUCUAAUACAUAGUAACGUGAAGGUUUCACAGUAGCACAACAAAAAACAUAUGUACUGAUUCUUAGUAAAAGGAUCUCAUAGAUUGGGAAGAAAAGAUAACAAAGGGAUUAAUUGUUUUCAUUUCAUUGGUGAACAACAGCUUUCCCGCUAUCCACUUGUGCUAAAGAGUAUUGUCUGGAAACUUCAAGGCGUGUACCAAAUGUUCUUCUGAUAAAGAAGUCAUCUGAUUGGUUGCUACAAUAAGAACUUACACACAAAUAUUACGCUGAAUAGAAUUUUUACAAAGCCUUAAACGAAUUCUGUGUUUCACCUGAAACGAAGUGGUAAGGAAGAAACAAAACAAGCUAGUCACAAGAGAAAAUUGGGAAAGCAAUGGCAAAUUUGACAAAGAACAUUACCACAACCAGCAAAACUCGAGGAGAAAUUUAUGUUUAUUGGGAAAUAUGGUCAAUUCUCAUUCUGCUGGGGAUAUUGAUAAUAUUAGGCAAUUCCCUCGUUUGCUUUAUUUUCUUGAAAUGGAAGCAACUGCGAAAUCCAACGAACACAUUUUUAGUUAUGCUGGCGAUUGCAGACCUUUUAAUAGGAGUAGUUUUCAUACCAUUAUACAUUGGUGGGCACUAUCUGGAGUAUUACCAUCUUGUUUCAGUCACUGAAAAUCUCGAUUUAGUUCUGAAGCUGACAUUCUUUGCCUCGGUGUUCAACCUUUAUGCAGUCACUGCAGACAGAUACAUAGCAGUGCUUCACGCAUUACGAUACAACGCAUUGAUGACAACAAGGACAGUGACGCUGAUCGCCUUGGCAGCUUGGCUAUGCCCAGCCCUUCUCAUUGUCAUGUUACUCAUUUGCAAAUUCGUCGCACCAGGUUUCACAUCAUACGUCCUCUUUGCGAUGGCAAUCGUCUUUGUCAUCAUACCAGGAAUCCUCAUGGCUUUUGCAUAUUCGAAGAUAUUUAUGGAAGCUAAAAAACAAAUCAAGCAAGUCGCGUCGCUUCAGGUGUACGACGCAAGCCAAGAGCGCGAAAAGGCCAAGCAAAGAAAAGCAGAACACAAAGUUGCAAAGACCUGUGCUUUGUUGGUGUUUAUAUUCUUCGUUUGUUGGAUCCCGACAUGCAUCGAGCAGAUCCUUGAUCUGGCGAACGUUCCAAUUCCUACUGUAUACACUGACAUUGCCAUAAUACUAAUGAUAGCAAACAGCGCUGUCAACCCUUUUUUCUAUGGAUUGACAAAGCAAGAUUUCAGAGAGAAGAUUAAGACAAUUUUCGGAAGGCGAAGUGGUGAUGCUUGGGACAGUGUCGGACCAGCGCCAUCACCAAAGCCCGCCAAGAAACAUCCGAAUGACGAUACUUCAACAGUGUGA
Messenger RNA from Rhopilema esculentum, 1479 nucleotides. Its product is annotated as adenosine receptor A2a. Gene Ontology annotation, biological process: G protein-coupled receptor signaling pathway. NCBI's taxonomy places the organism in Eukaryota, Metazoa, Cnidaria, Scyphozoa, Rhizostomeae, Rhizostomatidae. The record is from RefSeq and is a predicted model, not a curated record. Gene Ontology annotation, cellular component: membrane. Gene Ontology annotation, molecular function: G protein-coupled receptor activity.